Molecule: messenger RNA, 936 nt
Organism: Ceraceosorus bombacis
Lineage: Eukaryota; Fungi; Basidiomycota; Exobasidiomycetes; Ceraceosorales; Ceraceosoraceae
Source: the annotation of a GenBank genome assembly
AUGGGCGACUUGACGACUGCUCUAGUGCUUCUCUCCACCUCUUUUCUUCUGGGGACGCUCUCCAUGCACUGGAGAGCUGAUCAUUUGGUGCUCUGGCAAUCUCCCAUCACCCACAACUCGUUGAUCGAAGCGCACGCCUACUACUCCCAAUCUCUGACGGAUUUGCCGCAUGGUUUUACAUGGCUGCUGUACAUCGUUGGAACGCUUGGAGUGGGAACUACGGUGUACAAAGCUGCGGGUGGAAGAGAGAGCAAUUGGUUGUUCGAUGGCGCUAGUCUUUGUGAGUCAUGCGCUUGUGAAUGCAAACGUGGGAAUGCACGCGGAGGGAGCUUGCUUGCCGCGAUCCUUUUGGAUGUGAGACGAAGCAAAGCCGUUGGGCAAGGAAGAAGCGAUGACCAUGCUGGCUCGCGAGGAAACGGGCAGCCGUUUUUCACGACACAGAAUCCAUCGUCGAGCCUGACUGCUGACGCUCUCAGCCAUCUUGGCUUGCCGGUAACCAGUCCUCUACGGAGCCGUAGGAGUUGUCUUCUAUCAGCGCAUCCAGCCGAGUGAGUGCGAAUGGUCUGAUUGGAUUGCCCAGUGGGAGGUGAGCUGAGCUCGUGGAUGCGCCAUUUGUCAGGUCUCAAUGCUCUUCCGGCGCUAGCUCCGGCACCUCGAGCGGACCCCUCGGAUCCUCUAGAUGCCUGCCUAGUCCCUCUGCGCGAACUGGCUUCCUCUAACGCGGUAGUGGCCGUGGCCUUGGUGGGCAUCAUCAUCCUACAAGCGGGACAGUAUUACAGUCAGAGAUUGGAGGAGAGAGAGAGGAUGGAAGAGGAUGAAGCUAGGGUUAGGAGGAGAAAGAGGAGAGCCGAGAGAGCUGGUAGGGGCAGUCUCUCCUUGAGCGAUGCUGGAACUUCUACUUCCCUCAGCUCUCCUAGCAGUCCCCUACCUCGGUGA